ACGGCGGGGCGAUGAGGCCCGUCCCGUCCCGUCCCGCAGCGCCAUGGCACCGCCCGCCGCGCGGCCCCGCCCGUUAGAGCCGUUGCGGCCGUUGCCGUGAGGCGCGGAGCGGGGCUCGGCGCCGCCAUGGCUCCCCGUCAGCCCGGGCUGCCCCGCGCCGUGCUCCGCUGGCUACAGAGCCUCGACCUCCCCGCCUGCCCCAGGCACUGCCACAGGGACUUCUCCAACGGGUACCUGGUGGCGGAGAUCCUGGCGCGCUACUUCCCCGCCGAGAUCCGGAGCCGCGCCUGCGGGACCGGCAGCUCGCUGCCCGCCAAGCUGAGCAACUGGGCCUGGCUGCGGCGGUUUUUUGCAAAACACAACCUCAGCGUGGCCCAGGAACUGAUAGAGGGAACAAUUCACUGCAAACCAGGAGCAGCAGAAAGGCUGGUGCAGGACAUCUACUCCAUGCUGACAAACAGACGUAUUAAAAGUCUUCAAAACAGUGAGAUUGAUUUUACAGACUACUGUUACCAGACACAGUUACCGAUGGUUGCCAGAUCAACAGCUUCCAAGGCUAUCAAGAACAACAUUAGGCUGACAGAAAUAAUGAUGGAACCCAGUGUUACCAUAAACAGACAGAAGGCUAAUGCCAUCAGUAAUAUGCACAUGAGAAUGAGAAUGCAAGAGAGGGAAGAGGAUCCACGACGGUUUAACAUUAAACGAAGUUUCAGACAGCGUACAGUUUACCAUCUUAAUUGCACAAUGUCCUCUACAAAUUUAGCUAGUAUUCCAAAGGAAAAAGCGUUUGCUCCAUCAUAUUGCCCAGGAAGUAGAGGCAAAACAGAUAUGCAUUCUGAAGAACCCCAAGAGAAACAAGCUGACAGAUCCUCUGUUACGAUGGUUAUUUAGCACCUUCCAGGAUACCACUGAAAGGAUUAACCAGAGAGAUGUGGAACUUUGAAACACAAGCCUCAUUCCAGUUACAGUUCUGUUGACUGAAUAAUCAACAAGAGAAAUCUAAGCUUACUGCCUGUAGGGAACAAUUCUAUUUUAAGCCAAAUAAAUUAAAAAACCUGGUUUAAU
Messenger RNA from Oxyura jamaicensis (ruddy duck), 1065 nucleotides. It is a transcript of the gene SPATA4, whose product is annotated as spermatogenesis associated 4. The transcript is spliced from 6 exons. Bases 127 to 891 code for a protein of 254 amino acids. Gene Ontology annotation, cellular component: axoneme. The record is from RefSeq and is a predicted model, not a curated record. Gene Ontology annotation, biological process: negative regulation of execution phase of apoptosis; regulation of cytoskeleton organization. Gene Ontology annotation, molecular function: microtubule binding. Lineage: Eukaryota; Metazoa; Chordata; Aves; Anseriformes; Anatidae.